Molecule: messenger RNA, 695 nt
Organism: Aphanomyces invadans
Lineage: Eukaryota; Oomycota; Saprolegniomycetes; Saprolegniales; Verrucalvaceae
Product: ribosomal protein L29
Exons: 1
Coding region: 19-486 (155 amino acids)
Biological process (GO): mitochondrial translation
Cellular component (GO): mitochondrial ribosome; mitochondrial large ribosomal subunit
Molecular function (GO): structural constituent of ribosome
Source: RefSeq, a predicted model, not a curated record
CUGGGAUUCACCACGAUCAUGCUGCGCCGAGUGCUCCAGGUCAAGGCGACGCCGUUCACCGCCCGGUCCAUCUCGUCCUCGACCACGCUAUUUGCAUCCCCGCCGCCGUCCGAUGCGACGAAGCCAGCCCUUACCGGCACGAUCGACCAAUUUUUCCCUACGAGCGGCACGGUGGAUGGCAAGAAAGUCAAGCGCGGACCUCCUGUCGUGGGCGGUGACUGGAAGGCGUGGAUGUUGCGGAACAAGUCCACAGACGAUCUUCACAAACUCUGGUACGUUCUGCUCAAGGAGCGCAACGCACUGUUGACGGAACAAGCGGAAUGCCACACCAAGAACAUGGUGUUCCCGAACCCGUACCGAAAGUCCAAGGUCCGCAAAUCCAUGGCUCGUAUCAAGCUCGUGCUUCACGAACGUAGCAUCAUCCACAAGCACAACAACGCCGCCGCGCCGGCGCCUCCCGCGACCGACAACGAUAUCCAAGCAUAAACCGUCCACGACAAGAAUACCAUCCCUUGCAUCCAUUCGUCGCACCUUUGUUUCCACGUAUUAAGCCGCGCGACCUUUGUCGUCGUCGAUCUCUUUCUGCACUUUCAUCCCACAGAGACGCCCGGCAAACAGGAAUGCGCUGAACGUCGACUGCCGCGAUUCGACGAGUUCUCGCGGGGUCUUGUUGGCGCGUGUAAUGUAUCGAAACC